AUGGCGCUGGCCGCCGCCGCCGCCGCCGCCGCCGCGGCCGCCGGGGUGAGCCCGGCCGCGGUGCUGGGCUUCCUGCACGAGCGCGGCGGGCAGGUGCGCAGCUCCGAGCUGCUGGGCCGCUUCAAGCCGCUGCUGGACGCCGGCGACCCGCGCGGCCGCGCCGCCCGCAGGGAGCGCUUCAAGCAGCUCGUCAACGACGUGGCGGUGGUCAAGGAGCUCGACGGCGUCAAGUUCGUGGUGCUGAAGAGGAAGCUGCGGCCCCGCGGGGCGCCGGAGCCCCCGCACCCCGCCGCCUCCAGCGCCCCCGAGCCCACGAUCGGCGCCCCCGAGCCCACGAUCAGCGCCCCUGAGCCCACGAUCGGCGCCCCCGAGCCCACGAUCGGCGACCCCGAGCCCACGAUCGGUGACCCCGAUCCCAUCUCACCGGCCGAGACCGCUGCCUCGGGGGCUCCGUCGUCGGCCUCCGAGGACCCGGCCCCGCCAUCGGAGCCACAGGACACCCCCGAGGCUCCUCCGGUCUCCGAGCCCACCCCGCCGACCGGGGAGCUGCGGUUAAGCCCCGCGAGCCAGCAGCCCGAUGGCCCCGUGGAGCCGGCCCAGCCCUCCGAGGGCCUCUCUGCAGACGUGGCCCCCCCGGCUCGGGCACCGUCGGAGGAGGAGGCCUCCUUGCCCCACGCAGAGCCCCCGGGCUUGGACCCUGGGCCCGGGGCCACCCCAGGGCCGCCGCCGCCGCCGCCGCCGCCCCCGCGGCGCGCGCCCCCCCAGAAGCCCUGCAUGCUGCCGGUGCGCUGCGUCCCCGCCGCGUUCCGCGUCCGCGCCGAGGAGCAGGGCCUGCGCCGCCAGCUGUCGGAGGAGCCGGGCCCGCGGGGCUCCCCGCUGCUGCGGCGGCGGCUGUCGGUGGAGGAGUCGGGCCCCCUGGGGCUCGGCCGCUCCCCGCACCUGAGGCGCCUGUCCCGCGCCGGCCCGCGCCUGCUGAGCCCGGACACGGAGGAGGCGCCCCCCGCGCCGCCGCCGCCGGCCGUGCCCCUGGAGCCGGCCGAGCACGAGUGGCUGGUGCGGGCGGCGGGCGGCCGCUGGAGCCACCAGCUGCACGGCCUGCUGCUGCGCGACCGCGGCCUGGCCGCCAAGCCCGACUUCAUGUCCGGCUACACGGCCCUGCACUGGGCCGCCAAGAGCGGCGACCGCGAGAUGGUGCUGCAGCUGGUGCAGGUGUCGGGGCUCGGGGGCGCGCCCGUGGACCUGAACGCGCGCUCCCGCGGCGGCUACACGCCCCUGCACCUGGCCGCGCUGCACGGCCGCGAGGAGGUGGCGGCGCUGCUGGUGGGGCUGGGCGCGCAGGUGGCCGUGCGCGACCACAGCGGGCGGCGCGCGCACCACUACCUGCGGCCGGGCGCCUCGUGCGCGCUGCGCCAGCUCCUGGGCGACCCCGGCCUGCGGGGCGCCUCCAAGCCCGGCGGGGCCGGCGGCGGGGCGAACGGCACCCUCGUGGUCCGGCGCCCCGUGCAAGUGGCCGCCACCAUCCUCAGCUCCACCACCAGCGCGUUCCUGGGCGUCCUGGCCGACGACCUGAUGCUCCAGGACCUGGCGCGGGGCCUGCGGAAGUCCGGCUCCUUCAGCAAGUUCCUGGGAGCCUCGCCCUUGGCUCCUCGCAAAAAGACAAAGGCCCGGAGCGGCCUGCCGCCGGCCUUCUCAGAAAUCUCUCGGGGGUCCAUGCCAGGAGGACCUUUCGCUGGUCUCAUGCCCAGCCUGCCCCCCACAACCUGA
Molecule: messenger RNA, 1764 nt
Organism: Pipistrellus nathusii (Nathusius's pipistrelle)
Lineage: Eukaryota; Metazoa; Chordata; Mammalia; Chiroptera; Vespertilionidae
Source: the annotation of a GenBank genome assembly